GUUAAUAAUAAUCAUUUGAAUUGUUUUUAAUUUUAUUAGAAAUUUAGUGUUUGUUAAUAAAGUAGAAAAUGUUUGCGUUAAAUGUAGUAAUAAUUUUGGGCUCAAUUUGUUUAGCCGUAUAUUUAUAUUUGAGCCGUAAUUUCAAAUACUGGACAUCUCGAGGAAUUGAUGGCCCAAAACCUGUCAUAUUCUUUGGCACAAUAUAUCAACAAUUCUUCAAAUCAUUCCCAGAGCUCACGAUUCACAACACCGACACAUAUGGAAAGAUUCACGGACAAUUUAUGGGUACUGAGCCUAUACUAGUGGUGGCGGAGCCGGAGCUCGUCAACAAGAUAUUGGUCACAGAUUUUCAUAAAUUCUCGGAUCGACACAACUUUCUAACCGGUGAUCCCAUUAAUGAUCGCUCGCUGUUUAACGUCAAUGGAAACGAUUGGAAAUUAUUGCGAUCAAUAAUAAGCCCGACGUUUUCGAGUGGAAAAAUGCGUUCAAUGCAUACCAUUAUAAUUGAAUGCGUGAAGAGAUUGGAGGAAGAGUUCACGAAGAAGACAAUGAAUGGACACAAGAAUGAGUUGGAAGUGAAGAAACUGUUUGGAGGGCUGACUAUGGAUGUGAUCGCUUCGUGCGCUUUCGGCACCAAAACAGACACUUAUAAUGAGACCGAAAAAAGUGAAUUCAUUGUCUGCGCGGAGAAAGUGUUUCGCCAUAAUUGGCGAGUAUUUCUCUUCUUCCUGUUGAUGAAGACAUUCCCGAAAGUACUCGAGUGGACACAAUUCAAUGAAUUCAUUGUCUGCGCGGAGAAAGUGUUUCGCCAUAAUUGGCGAGUAUUUCUCUUCUUCCUGUUGAUGAAGACAUUCCCGAAAGUACUCGAGUGGACACAAUUCAAGUCAACUGAUCCUAAAGUGGAGAACUUCUUUCGCUCAGCGCUCACAUCUAUGAUAGCGAACCGCAAAUCGAUGGCUAAUAGGAGUAAACACAACGAUUACUUACAACUGAUGGUAAAUGCGUUGAAUAAGACGGCGGACAACAACAGCCACAUCACCGGCAACUCGGCUGAAGAACCGGACGAUACGGAACGCAUUUACGGACAGAGAGAUGAAAAACCAAUGAAUUCAAUAAAACUAAAGGGAGAGCUGACAGAGGAUGACAUUCUCGCCAAUACAGUCCUAUUCCUUGUGGCCGGUUAUGAGACGACGGCAUCACUUCUCUCAUAUCUGUCCUAUUCGUUGGCAUUGAAUUAUAAAUGUCAGCAAAAACUGUACGAAGAAGUCAUGUCUUUCGACGGAAAGUACGAUUACGAGAGUAUAGCAAAAAUGCCGUAUUUGGAGGCCUGUGUCGCAGAAACACUCAGACUUUACAACCCGUUAGUCGUGUUAUUCCGGAUGGCAAACGAGGAUUAUAAACUAGGUGACACCGGGAUCACAAUCCCAAAGGGCAUGAUGGUCAAUCUGGACGUGCAAAGUAUACACCGAAACGCCGACUAUUACCCGAACCCCGACCGCUGGGAUCCCGAAAGGUUUUUGCCCGAAAAUCGCGACCAAUUAGCGCCGCACUCAUACAUGCCGUUCGGAAUCGGACCCCGAAAUUGUGUGGGAAUGAGGUUCGGUCUGAUGGAGGCCAAGACAGCCGUCGUAUGUUUGGUACAAAAGUUCAGAUUCACCCGAAGUGUCAGCACUUGUGUCCCACUAAUCCCUAAGAAACACGAAUUCAUACUAAACUGUGGAGAAAUCAAUAUCGGAGUGGAAUUAAGAAAAUAAAUUAAUGAAUUCCCACUCAAUAGAGAAGC
Molecule: messenger RNA, 1783 nt
Organism: Medioppia subpectinata
Lineage: Eukaryota; Metazoa; Arthropoda; Arachnida; Sarcoptiformes; Oppiidae
Source: the annotation of a GenBank genome assembly